AUGGCUGCCAUCAGCGGUUCAACCUCUAUGAUUGAGGAUGCUGAUGUGGAAGCCAAUGUUUAUGCCAUUGACUUCAGUUUUAAUCAGCGUCCCUCAGUGGACAUAGGAGUGGAGAAUUUGAAUUAUACAGUUAACCCCAAAAAUAUGUCUAUCUGGCAGCGGGUGUCCGCUCUCCAGUUUCCAUGGGAAUGGACAAAUGAUUCCGAACCAAGAACAGUGCUAAAAAAUGUGUCGUUCUCGGUAACAAGCGGAAAGAUGCUGGCUGUCCUAGGAAGUUCAGGGAGCGGGAAGACUAGUCUGCUGGAUGUGCUCGCAGGAAGGAAUGAUGGCGGGGAGGUCAGAGGAGAGAUUUAUUUAAAUGACGUGGCUCGCACAAACUCUAUGAUCCGCUCAUGUUCUGCUUACGUCAGACAAGAUGACCGCCUUUUGGCACACUUAACUGUGAAAGAAACACUCAUGUUUGUUGCUCAAUUAAAAUUGCCGACCACCAUGUCAAUGAAGCAGGUUGAAAAAAGGGUCGAUAUGGUCAUCUCGGAACUGGGGUUGCGUCAUGUGUCAGACACAAAAGUCGGAAACGCUGAAAGUCGAGGUGUAUCGGGUGGUGAGAGGAGACGAGUUAGUAUUGGUGUCCAACUUCUGUUAGAUCCCAGUAUCCUGUUUCUUGAUGAACCAACUUCCGGUCUGGACGCUUUCACGGCCCAUCAUCUGGUGGAGACACUAUCGAAACUGGCACGAAACAACAGAACAGUGCUUAUGUCCAUACAUCAACCGAGGUCUGACAUUUUUGAGUUAUUCGACUUGAUGAUGAUUAUGACAAGUGGUCGACAGGUGUAUUUUGGCGAAGCCAACAAAAUGGUAGAUUAUUUCACAGAAAAGGGAUUCCCUUGUCCAGCGCUUACCAAUCCGUGUGAUUAUUAUGUUGAUUUGGCUACCAUUGACUGCACCUCUGAUGUUACGGAAACAGAAAGCACCGACACCGUUAACACAUUAAUCCAGAGAUAUGAGACCAGCAGACUUGUCAACAGUGCAGAGCGUGGAAUGAGUCUCGAAUCCGAUGGGACCACCGGUGUUGUUUCCCCAGAUGAACCAUACCCAGUCAUGAAGAUGUUUGACAAUCUGGAGCACAGUCCUGGACCUUUCCGGCAAUUCUCUGUACUAUAUCGACGUUGUACCCGGAAUCUGGUUGAAGACUACCUGUUUCUGAUGGCACAGUUUAUUCAGGCCCUAUCCAUGUCAGUCGUGGUGGGACUUGUUUACUUUAAACUAGGAUUGGACCAGAACACAGUCCGCGAUUGGUUCGGCCUCAUGUACAUCAUUGGGGCUAUGUAUCCAUACCUUGUCAUCCUUGACCUCAUCGCUCAAUAUCACAACGAAAGACAUUACCUGUACUACGAAAUGGAGGACGGUUUGUACGGACCGACGCCAUAUUACUUCGCCAAGGUGCUUAGUGAGUUACCGCUCCACUCCUUCUUCGUGGUUGUGUACGUGAUCCCAGUAUUCUUCCUGGCCGGAUUCACUGUAGAUGUGAAGGUGUUUUUUCAAGUAUUCGCCAUAGUGUUCCUGCUGGUGUACUGCAGUCGUUCCCUUGCCAUGCUUUCCUCAGCUCUGAUGCCGACCUUCACUCUUUCUUGUUUCUUUGCACAGACGUUUUUCUCUAUGUAUAUCAUGUCGGCGGGAUUUUUCAUCAAUCUGGAAAACAUAUUUUCCGGUUUGAAAUGGGUAUCUAGUAUAUCUUACCUGAAGUGGGGAUUUCAGGGUCUAUGCCUCACAGAAAUACAGAAUUUGACCUUUUCGUGUGGCAUCGUGCCACCAGAACUUUGUAUAAAGAAUGGAGAAGCUGCUCUGAAACUGUACUCUCUCGAUGGAAAUACGGUGCUGGACGCCUGCCUGGUGCUAAUGGGUUCUAUUGCAGUAUAUCUCUUCAUAUAUUAUCUCGGUAUGAAAUUUGUCAAACAGAAACCACACCAGAUGUGA
Molecule: messenger RNA, 1974 nt
Organism: Ylistrum balloti
Lineage: Eukaryota; Metazoa; Mollusca; Bivalvia; Pectinida; Pectinidae
Product: ATP-binding cassette sub-family G member 8-like
Exons: 10
Coding region: 1-1974 (657 amino acids)
Biological process (GO): cholesterol homeostasis
Cellular component (GO): plasma membrane
Molecular function (GO): ATP hydrolysis activity; ATP binding; ABC-type transporter activity
Source: RefSeq, a predicted model, not a curated record